Messenger RNA from Fukomys damarensis (Damara mole-rat), 1690 nucleotides. RefSeq names its product monooxygenase DBH like 1 (gene Moxd1). Gene Ontology annotation, biological process: dopamine catabolic process; norepinephrine biosynthetic process; octopamine biosynthetic process. The transcript is spliced from 12 exons. The record is from RefSeq and is a predicted model, not a curated record. Gene Ontology annotation, cellular component: secretory granule membrane. NCBI's taxonomy places the organism in Eukaryota, Metazoa, Chordata, Mammalia, Rodentia, Bathyergidae. Gene Ontology annotation, molecular function: dopamine beta-monooxygenase activity; copper ion binding.
AUGGCGAGUAUUGACCUCAAAUAUCCUGAGUUUUCUUUUCCAUAUUUUCCCUAGGACUAUUUUACCAAUGCAAAUAAAGAAUUGAAAAAAGACCCCCAGCAAGAUUACCACCUAGAAUAUGCCAUGGAAAAUGAUACGCACACAAUAAUCGAAUUUACCAGAGAACUGCAUUCAUGUGACGUAAAUGACAAGAGCAUAACGGAUAGCACGGUGAGAGUGAUCUGGGCCUAUCACCAUGAAGAUGUGGGAGACACCGGUCCCAAGUACCACGGGUCCAACCGGGGCACCAAGAGUCUGCGGUUGCUCAAUCCCGAGAAAACCAAUGCAUUGCCAACGGCCUUACCAUACUUUGACCUGGUAAAUCAUGACGUCCCCAUCCCAAACAAAGACACUACAUAUUGGUGCCAAAUGUUUAAGAUCCCUACUUUCCAGGAAAAGCAUCAUGUCAUAAAGGUGGAGCCAGUGAUCCACAGAGGCCACGAGAGCCUGGUACACCACAUCAUGCUCUAUCAGUGCAGCAGCGAUUUCAACGACAGAGUCCUGGACUACGGCCACGAGUGCUACCACCCGAACAUGCCCGAUGCCUUCUUCACCUGCGAGACCGUCGUCUUCGCCUGGGCCAUUGGUGGAGAGGGUUUUUCCUACCCACCUCAUGUUGGAUUAUCCCUUGGCACUCCACUAGAUCCUCAAUAUGUGCUUCUAGAAGUCCAUUAUGAUAAUCCAACAUAUGAGCAAGGCUUAAUAGACAGUUCUGGGUUGAGGCUGUACCAUACCGUGGAUCUGAGGCAGUACGAUGCUGGGAUGAUCCAGGCUGGCCUCUGGGUGAGCCUCUUUCACACCAUCCCUCCAGGGAUGCCUGAGUUCUGGUCUGAGGGUCACUGCACCCCGGAAUGCCUACAAGAGGCUCUGGAGGCCGAGAAGCCAAGCGGAAUCCACGUGUUUGCAGUUCUUCUCCACACUCACCUUGCUGGCAGAGGCAUCAGGCUGCGGCAUUUUCGCAAAGGGAAGGAAAUGAAGUUACUUGCUUAUGAUGAUGAUUUUGACUUCAAUUUCCAAGAGUUUCAGUAUCUACAGGAUGAACAGACCAUCUUGCCAGGAGAUAACCUCAUUACUGAGUGUCGCUACAAUACAAAGGAUAGAAUCGGCAUGACAUGGGGAGGACUAAGCACCCGGAAUGAAAUGUGUCUCUCCCACCUGCUUUAUUACCCAAGAAUUAAUCUCACCCGUUGUGCAAGUAUUCCGGACAUCAUGGAACAACUUCAGUUCAUCGGCGUGAAGGAGAUUUACAGACCAGUCACGACAUGGCCUUUCAUUAUCAAAAGCCCCAAGCAGUAUAAAAACCUUUCUUUCAUGGAUGCAAUGAAUAAGUUUAAAUGGACUAAAAAGGAAGGGCUCGCAUUCAAUAAGCUUGUCCUGAGCCUGCCGGUGAAUGUGAGAUGUUCCAAGAUAGACAAUGCAGAGUGGUCGAUCCAAGGAAUGAUAGCCUCGCCUCCAGAUGUAGAAAGGCCGUACAGAGCAGAGCCUGUGGUGUGCAGAAUGCCUUCUUCCUCUGCUCCACACAGAAAUCUCUCUCCCCAGCUGCUCCUGUGUUUUCUGCUGCUGCUCAGCAGCAUGCUGGGACCCACGUGCUUCUGACCACAAUUCUGUUGCACUUGGUGACCAUAUUUUCUGUGAUCUGAAUCUGUCAUUU